AUGUCUUCGAGACAACUUAAGCAGUACACCAGAGAGGAAGUUGCCCAGCAUAACACGCCAGACGACCUGUGGCUUGUCAUAGAUGCCAAGGUUUAUGACGUGACAAAGUUUAAGGGUCUGCAUCCUGGAGGAGCGAGUGUAUUCGUCGCGGACGAUCUGCCUGGCCAAGAUGCCACCGAAGUAUUCUACGGUCUUCACCGUCACGAGGUUCUGGAGAAGCCGCAAUAUGCUCGCCUGCAGAUAGGCACUAUAACUGGCGAGAAGAGUGAGCUGCACAGUCGGAGAACGGGUGAAUUGAGCACCGUACCGUACGGAGAGCCAACCUGGCUUUCACCUGGCUACUUCAGUCCGUAUUACAAGGAGAGCCAUCGGCGCCUGGCCGAUGCAAUUCGCAAGAUAGUAGACGAAAUCAUUUUCCCCGACGCAUUGGCACGGGAGGAGGAUGGCAAGCGACCAAAUGUCGAAAUCAUCAAGAAGCUGGGAGAAUUGAACAUAAACGCCAUGCGUUUGGGUCCUGGAAAACAUUUGAAAGGCCUCACGCUUAUGAACGGUGCUGUGGCACCCGAGGAAUAUGAUUAUUUCCACGAGCUUGUUCUUAAUCAAGAAUUUGGCCGCCUGGGAUUACGAGGAUACCAAGAUGGAUUUAAUGGAGGAAUGGUCAUUGGUCUUCCGCCCGUCAUGAAUUUUGGUAGGCCUGAAUUGCGCGAGCGCAUCAUGAAGGAAGUACUCUCCGGGGAGAAGUACAUCAGCCUUGCAAUAUCUGAGGCAUUCGCCGGCUCUGACGUCUCGGGGUUGAAGACGACAGCGAAGAAAUCUGAGGAUGGCAAAUUUUGGAUUGUUAAUGGUACUAAGAAAUGGAUCACAAAUGGAACCUUUACUGUCGGUUGUAAGACAGAGAAAGGACUCACCGUUAUCCUCGUUGAAAGAGAUGAAGGCGUUGAGACAAAAAGUAUCAAGACAUCAUAUUCCACCACAGCAGGCACAGCUUAUAUCACCUUCGACAAUGUCAAAGUACCCGUUGAAAAUACAUUAGGGCCGGUCGAUGGUGGCGUUUUCGUCAUUCUCAGUAACUUCAAUCACGAACGGUGGGUAAUGGCCUGCGCUUCAGCGCGGAUACAGCGUAAUGUUGUCGAGGAGUGUUUGAAAUGGGUCAAUCAACGUAAGGCAUUUGGGAAGCCUCUCAGCUCGCAAGCUGUCAUUCGCUCGAAACUUGCGGCCAUGAUCGCUCGCACGGAAAGCGUACAGACGUGGGUUGAGAAUAUCACUUACCAGAUGUGCAAUAUGGGUUACAAGCAGCAAGCACAGUCGCUCGCGGGACCGAUCGCACUCCUGAAGAUGUAUGCAACAAAGACUGCACAAGAGACUGCACGAGAUGCAGUGCAAAUCUUUGGUGGACGUGGUAUUACGAGAACAGGCAUGGGUCGAGUGGUUGAACAUUAUCACAGAACCGUGACGUUUGAUUCAAUUUUGGGAGGAGCCGAGGAUGUUCUUGGAGAUCUUGGGGUACGUCAGGCGAUCAGGAACAUGCCGAAGAACGCACGACUUUGA
Molecule: messenger RNA, 1548 nt
Organism: Fibroporia radiculosa
Lineage: Eukaryota; Fungi; Basidiomycota; Agaricomycetes; Polyporales; Fibroporiaceae
Exons: 17
Coding region: 1-1548 (515 amino acids)
Molecular function (GO): heme binding; flavin adenine dinucleotide binding; acyl-CoA dehydrogenase activity
Source: RefSeq, a predicted model, not a curated record